AUGUCGCUUAAUCCAUUAUCAGUAAUACUUAACAAAAAUCAACUUAUGGGAGAAAACUACGUUGACUGGAAAAGGAACCUUAAUAUUGUUCUUACCACUGAAAAACACAAAUAUGUGCUGGAUGAAGUUUGUCCCGAAGCCCCUAAAGAUGACUCUACGAAAUCUCAAAAGGCUGCAUAUGAAAAGUGGAAUCAUUCUAAUGAGAUGGCCCGUUGUUACAUUUUGGCAUCCAUGUCAAAUGUGUUACAGCAAAAACAUCAGAAUAUGCGAGCUGCUUUUGACAUAAUGGAAAGCCUUCAAGAGAUGUUUGGACAUCAAAGUCGACAAGCUAGGCAAGCCUCCAUUAGGGCAAUUAUGAACACACUCAUGAAACCAAAAGCAUCUGUAAGGGACCAUAUGUUAACCAUGAUUGGUCACUUCGAUGCUGCAGAGGUUUUAGGAGCUGACAUUGAUUCCGAGACACAGAUUGACAUG
Messenger RNA from Olea europaea var. sylvestris, 474 nucleotides. RefSeq lists its product as uncharacterized. The annotation marks the transcript as partial. The transcript has a single exon. NCBI's taxonomy places the organism in Eukaryota, Viridiplantae, Streptophyta, Magnoliopsida, Lamiales, Oleaceae. The record is from RefSeq and is a predicted model, not a curated record.